GAGGGCGGCCCGCGCCCCGGAAGCUCUUUCGGCCGGUGCCGGUCCCGCCCCUGCCGUGUCUCCUGACCCGGAGCCGCUCCCGAGCCCGCCGCUGACGGUGCCCGGUCCCUCCAUGGCUCCCAAGGGCGGCCCCGGCGGGCGGCAGCAGUCCGAGGAGGACCUGCUCCUGCAGGACUUCAGCCGCAACCUCUCGGCCAAGUCCUCCGCGCUCUUCUUCGGCAACGCCUUCAUCGUGUCCGCCAUCCCCAUCUGGCUUUAUUGGAGGAUAUGGCACAUGGAUCUUGUUCAGUCCGCAGUCCUGUACAGCGUGAUGACCCUCAUCAGUACCUAUCUGGUGGCUUUUGCCUAUAAGAACGUCAAGUUUGUCCUCAAGCACAAGGUAGCCCAGAAAAGAGAGGAUGCUGUGUCCAAGGAGGUGACUCGCAAGCUGUCCGAGGCGGACAACAGGAAGAUGUCCCGUAAGGAGAAGGAUGAAAGAAUUCUGUGGAAGAAAAAUGAAGUUGCAGACUACGAAGCGACAACUUUUUCCAUCUUCUACAACAACACCCUGUUCCUGGUCCUGGUCAUCAUCGCUUCCUUUUUUGUGCUGAAGAACUUCAACCCCACCGUAAACUAUAUUCUUUCUAUUAGUGCUUCAUCAGGACUGAUUGCUCUGCUCUCCACAGGAUCCAAGUAGACAAAAACCCCACAGAAAUUUAUUUCUGUGGGAGACUUCAACUGCCAUAGAAACAUUUAAGGGCAGAAUAGGAAUUUUUUUUUUGUAUUAUGAGCGUAAGGGGGGGGGAGGGUUUAAAUCCAAACUGAUGGAAUUAUAUUUACUUUUGGUAUCUUUCCAUGGUAUUAUUCAAUAUCUGAGUUAAUGAAUUUUUUUUUUUACUUAGCAAGGGAGGGAAAUGGGGUGUGGGCUGUGACCAGACAUCACCUUUGUGAGGCACCACAGAGGGGUGAUGGUUCUGCAGCCCAGGGGCAGCUCCACAGUGGGACUGUCCAGCUGUACGCACAGCCUGGGCCAGAAGGCCCCUGGGUGUUUGGUGAGCAGCCUCAGAGCCAAACCCCCUGAUCAAAAAAGUGACAAUCCACCAUUUAUCAAUGUAACUUGAGAAGUUGUAAUAAAAAGGAGCUUUUUUUGCCAUUUAAUUCCUUGUAUUUCCAUUCUUCAAAAAGUAGGUAUUUUCAUGUGUAGGUUUGUUGGCUCGCUCUGCUUCCAGAAGAGAAGAGUCUUUUCCUGUGUUCACUGGAAAUAUUCCUCAUUUUUAAGUAACUCGUAGUCAGGACAAAAACCUAAACCUCCCAGAAAAACACUUUUGAAGUGGUUUGAAUGUAGGUUUUUUUCCAUUCAUGUCCAAAAUCACAAAUAAAUAAGAAGCCCUGCCGGUUUCCUUGCACAGCUUAGCAGAAAUGCUUUAGCUGGCUUUUUGUAAUGGGUUUAUCAGGCAAUCCUGUCCCUUAUUUUCUUGCUCUCACUGAAGCAGCUGUUCUGUUAAAUGCCAAACUCCACUGCUAUUAAUGGAAUUCUAGAGCAGAAGCUACAGAUCCUGCCAUUACAGACUCGGGAUCUGUAGGGAAGAAGGAGAAAGCUCAUAAUCAGAUUUAACGUAACAAUUACUCUGCUAAUCUUUACUUCAAUAAGAUUUAUGGAAAAUAGAGCCAAAUGAAGAAUCUGGAGAGCAGGAGACAGAAAGGGCUCUGUUUCUGACAAAUAACCAGUCAUAAAACGAUUCCUAAUUACCCAGUGCCUGCUGACUGACUGUAACACUUGUCAGCAUCCUUUGGGAUUGGGUGGGAUUGGGAGGUCUUCAGUCUCAACCCUCCCCUGCAUAGUUCACUCUUCCUUUGCUUCCCAGUAUGAACUGUUCUGCUUCUGUAUUCAAACCAUGAACAUUCCCAUGGGUUUGGUGCACUCCAGAGCUGCCCUUGAAAUCACUUUUCUGGUCAGGCAUUUAACACUUUAUAUUGACUUGAUUGCUUCCCCUCAAAAUACGUGGAUUUUUCUGUAUCACUUGUGCCUGAUUGUUCACCUCAGGAAGGAGACAUUCCACGUUGCUGGUGCCUGCCUUGCACAAUUGUACUUUGCUUGACUUAUCACUUUUUUAUAAAGGAUAUAAUUUCUGUAUUUUAGGUUUUUUAGCACACACAACCCAAAUUUCUAACAAGCUUCCAACAAGUAACUAGUCAGAGCCCAAGAGGAGGCCAAGCUGGCAGCUCUCUAAGCAGCAGGAUUUGAUGGGGCUGGUUUUUGCUCUGGUCCUCCCAAAGCACCCAGUACUUAAAUUCCAAUAUUUGAACAAACAGCAUCAGUACACUCAUUUUACUGCCAGGGCUCUCACUGCCCUGUCAGGUGUUUUAGCAGGUGACAGGUGUUUUUUCCAGAAAAUCUGCUGGCUGGAGAAGCGCUUGGAAGCAGCACUUUCUUUUGCUAUUACUGUCACCUCACUGAGUCUUUUAUUAACAGCUUUUCAUCCUACUGUGGUUUUUUUUGGUAUUAACAGUUGCUGAGGCUGGGAGCUCAGCGAGUGAGGAGAGGGAACGUGGAGCACUGACAGCCUGAAACAAAAGUCAGUGGGGGAGUGGGGCAGGUUGUGUGCUGCAAAAACCCCUCAUCUUGGGCCUUCUCGGGAAAGUUUGGGGCUGUCUUCUUUUUGUUAUUUGUAAUUCUGUCUGCUUUUGAGUUGUUUUUUUGGGUGGUGGUUGUUUUCUCCCCUUGCAAUCCCCACUAGAAGCUGCAAUGAUAUAUAUAUAGAAGUCAAUAUAAUAGACUGAAAUUAGAUUUCUUCAGUUAAUGCUGAGGGUUAACCUGGAGCUGAGCUGCUGCUUGGCCCCCCAUUGCCCUCAGAGUUUUAAGCUCUUGCUCCAAGUAAGGGACAAUGCCAUCUCCUUUUCAAUUAAAAAAAGUUGGGAAUUAAUCUAUUUUUAAUACACUGCUGGAUUCCCACGUACGUGCGAAGGGAAAGGGAGAACAUUAAAUUGUACCUCCAGAGGGAGGGAAAUUAGUCUGCUACUGGGAAGAUAAUUCUCUUAAAUUAAUAAAGCUGUUAACUGUG
Chiroxiphia lanceolata (lance-tailed manakin) is the source of this 3041-nucleotide messenger RNA. RefSeq names its product signal sequence receptor subunit 3 (gene SSR3). Gene Ontology annotation, cellular component: endoplasmic reticulum; membrane. NCBI's taxonomy places the organism in Eukaryota, Metazoa, Chordata, Aves, Passeriformes, Pipridae. The record is from RefSeq and is a predicted model, not a curated record. Bases 113 to 676 code for a protein of 187 amino acids. The transcript is spliced from 5 exons. Gene Ontology annotation, biological process: SRP-dependent cotranslational protein targeting to membrane.